Molecule: messenger RNA, 1216 nt
Organism: Moneuplotes crassus
Lineage: Eukaryota; Ciliophora; Spirotrichea; Euplotida; Euplotidae
Source: the annotation of a GenBank genome assembly
AUGAUAAAAAGAACUAAAAAUUUUGGUGUAAUAGCUGCCAUUUUGUUGCUCUUAUGAGCUCCUAUACUGGCGCAGAUAGAUGGGAACCUUGACUUGAGGGAGAGAUGAGAGCGUUACGGAUUUGGGUACGAAGAAUAUCAGGUUACUACUGAAGAUGGGUAUAUUAAUACACUGAUGAGAAUUCCAUAUGCUCCAGAUAACCAAGACGUUCCAAACAAACCACCUGUGUAUUUGAUUCCAGAUGUUGUACUCACAGCUGAGAUGUUCACUCAUCUUGGAUCUGAGAAUUCCCCUGCAUUUAACUUAGCAAGCCAAGGGUUUGAUGUAUGGCUCUCAAAUCCUAGAGGAAGUCGACAUAGUCAAGAUCAUGUCGAGCUCGAUUCAGAUGACACACAUUCAGGUUAUUGGGACUAUGACUUAGUGUCUUACAGACAAGAUUAUAUGGCAGAUAUCACCACCAUCAAGGACUCUACUGGAUAUGGUACCGUUGGUGUCUUUGCAUUCUAUAAUGGAGCUAUAUCAUUAGCCUAUGCAAUGGCUAUUGAGCCUGAAUAUUUUAGUAACAAUGUGAAUGUAGCUGCUCUCUCAGCUUUCGCACCGACAUACGCCCAUUCUAGUGCACCAGCCUUUGCUUAUGCAAGCUAUACAACUGUUAUCAAUCAUAUGUUCGAAACAAUGGGAAUAAAUGUUAUUAAUCUAGAUCCGCUAACUUUAAUACACUCGACUUUAUGUGUGAACUUCCCAAUAUUGUGCAAUGCAUUAUAUGGGUUUUAUAACGGAGAGACUAAUCCUUUCACCGAAGACGUCGAAGGACUUCGCAACAGGUACCUUCUACAGUACGAUAUGUUCCCAACAAGGCUGAAUAGUCAUAUGACCCAGAGUGCUGCUACAGGAGAAGUAACUUACUACGAUUUCGGUCCUGAGGAGAACCUUGAGAGGUAUGGUUCACAAAACCCUCCUCCAAUUCCAUAUGAGAAUACUAAUAAUCCAGUCGCCAUGUUUAUGGCUUCUCAAGAUCUAUCUUACAAUCAUGAAGAUGAUCAAUGGUAUGCUGAUUUAAUAGGUGACAAUCUGGUGUUUUACCAAUAUUAUGAUUUCUCCCACUACGGAUUUAUUGUUGGCAAUACACAACUCUACCUCCCUGACCUAAUCGAUGUAUUUACCGAAUAUGCAGAACAAAGAGACAGCUAAAUACUGAAGGCACCAAAAUAUGGAC